This is a messenger RNA of Dermacentor silvarum, 2515 nucleotides long. RefSeq names its product alpha-(1,3)-fucosyltransferase 7-like. Bases 75 to 1667 code for a protein of 530 amino acids. The record is from RefSeq and is a predicted model, not a curated record. The transcript is spliced from 2 exons. NCBI's taxonomy places the organism in Eukaryota, Metazoa, Arthropoda, Arachnida, Ixodida, Ixodidae. Gene Ontology annotation, molecular function: alpha-(1->3)-fucosyltransferase activity. Gene Ontology annotation, cellular component: membrane.
UUCACCUCUGUACUUUCUGACGUUACCCGCAGAUAGGAACACACUGCCCCGUACAAUUUGUUGUUAUCGGUUACAUGUUCAAUCGCUUUGAUGAUGAAAGGAAUCGUGAACUCAAGAUUUAUGUCGCCUCAAGAAGGCUUAUCAGAUACUUAAUUUCGGCGCCAAAGCUUCCGCGCCGAACGGGAGCUUGGAGACUUCACUGCAUGCAGCCACUGUGCACGCAACACAGCGUUCACCACAGACCCGAAGUGCAAAGAGCCCCAACAAUGGCCGAGCAUAAUGACGAGCUAGCAGAAGAGGUUCCGCUUCAGCCACUGAAUGUGAAUGAUCCUGCGGACGACGAAGCAGCUGCUCUACCAAAUGGCACUGUUCCUGCGAUUCAUCUACAUAUUCCGCCGGUGAUCAGAAUGUGGAAACGUUACAAGAAGCGCAUAAUAUGGUUUGGUUUGGGAGUGUUACUCGUGGUAUUCCUCCUUGGCAUGUCUUUUCUCAUUAGAUCCUUUCGGGGCCAAGGGUUCCAUGUUAGAGGCAGACCGAGCAGGACACCGCAGGCCCCUGUGUCUGUGCCGAGUUCGCCACCCCAGCUACCGUGGAGAAGCCGCGUGGAUCCCAACCGCGUGCCUCGCAUACUACUAUGGAACCCUCCAAAGGACCUCGUAAUGGCAGCGGCGAACAACAGCAGUUUGACCGUCAGUGUAUGCUCCAAGAAGGGGAGCGAACAGUAUCGACAGUGCGCAGUAACACGGAGCCGGGAUAAUGCUACAGACAGUGACGCUGUCGUGUUCCACAGCGAUGCCUUAAAGGCGGAAGACCUGCCCUUUAGCCGUUCUGCAAAUCAAGUUUGGGUUUUUUGGGCACCUAACCGCUUGCCGCUUGGUGGUUCGAGCUAUGCAAACAAGAUUUCGGCAGCGGUGCUGUUGUCAGUGGAAAAGGCUUUCAACUGGUCAAUGGGCCACCGGGAUGAUGCGGAUGUUCACAUUCCGUACAAGCAUUGGCGUUGCAGCGGCCCCGCCAACAAUUACCGAACUAAAAAGGCGCGACAGAACAAGAUUGAGGCCAUGUCGAAGCGCAAGGACGCCGCCUGGAUAGUGGGCGCGUGUGAGCACGAGCGCAUCCGGAAAGAAAUGCCAAAACCGCUCCCAGCGAAGGUAGCAGCACGAAUCCCCGUCAGCCUCCUCAUGGACUGCGGAUCAGCAUUCUGUCAUUCGGGUCCGCAGUGUGUCCAGCACGUAGCGGAGAACUACCAUUUUAUCUUUGUCUCCACAUCGCCCGAUUGUUUCGAAAGCGCGGAGGAACUCAUUUAUGACGCAUUUCAGUACGACGUUGUCCCCGUGGUCUUCGUAUCACCGAACACCACUUUACUCCUGCCAGAAAACUCUUUCGUGAACGCGGCCUAUUUUCGCGAACCGGGACAGUUGGCUAGUCUACUGCGCUCUCUUCUGGACAACCGCGGCGCGUACGAGAGCUAUUUCGCAUGGAAGCGAAACUGCUCCGUGACUUCUCUAGACAGUGACUUGUGUGCCCUCUGCAGCGCUCUCUAUGAGGAACCAGUGCGAAAGGGAGCGCGACUGGACAUACUGGAAUGGCUGCAAGGCCGUACCUUGUGCGCAAGACAUCACUUUGCUUUGGACUCGUUCUUUGUAGCUGAAAGUGAAAUGCCCCUGUAAAGGCAACUUCCUGCUGUUCUACCAUUUUGCUAACGCGGUCUGAACGAAAGUGCAUGUAGUCCUGAAACGACACUUAAGUACGCGGCGUGUGCGUCGAGUGUUGGAUUCCAGUGAUGAUGACUACGCAUGCCCAAUGACUUGCUGUUUUCUGUUUCAAGUCCAUGCUUAUGAAUCCGUAUUAUUUUCUUUCGUGAUAAAAUAAAGUUGUAGUUAUGGUCACCAUGAAAACAUUUAAAGCAUUCAACGCCAGCACAGUUUGCUGUUGCGGCGAACAUGUAAGAUUGCAUUUUAGCAUUUUUUUACCACUGACGGGUACAUAAAUCCUUAUACUUGGAACGCGUCGUGAUGGGCUCUGCAGAAUAUUUUCUGCUUCGAAGUUGAAAUAAUGAAUAGGGCUUAGUUCUAAUGGGGGUCACAGAUCUUCUUUGCAGUGUGCGCGCAUAGUACUAAUCCUUAUCAGAGGAGUUACAGCGAAAACAGUCAUCGCUACCCAUGAAAUUGUGUUAGACAAAAAGAAGAGGUUCGCAGAUUAAAAAUAUUCUACCCUAUGUACAGAGUAGCGAAAGCGGCUUCAGAUUUGCUGUUGCUCCCCUCCAGCGGUUGAAGGGCGUAAACGAGAUAAAGUGUGACACUGCACUGAGUGGGAGACAAGGUUACUUCACGCUGUUCGUGCGCGCGCAUCCCUAAUAUUCUUUUCGUUCACGAUGCGUGUACUGGAACCAUCGAAAAAGAUCAUGCGAUACCGUGCACUGUAGCAACCAAUGUAAGCACCGAUUCCUGUGUGGUUUGCAUUGAUUGGGGAUAACUAGCCCUCAUGUUGACGGCCGGUUAUUCAGCGCAAUAUGACA